Molecule: messenger RNA, 216 nt
Organism: Knipowitschia caucasica
Lineage: Eukaryota; Metazoa; Chordata; Actinopteri; Gobiiformes; Gobiidae
Source: the annotation of a GenBank genome assembly
AUGGUAAUAGUCCGGGCAUGGUGUGUGGGUGCGCUUAUCACCACGUUUGUACGGCUUCUGGUGAACACUGUGUUUCCUCCUCCUGCUGACACAGUUCCAGAUGAUCGCAGCUCUCAACGCCCUGAAGAGUCCGACCCGUUUUGGAGAGAGCACGAGCGGCUGGAAGAAGACGCGCGACUGUCGAGGGGGCGCCAGGAUCCGGCCUUUCCGUUCUGA